GUUACAAAGGGAGUUUGAAACAGAAAAGUGAAUAAAAGGUUACCAACAAUUAAUCAAAGUGUACAAUUUCUUUUUUAUUUAUAAAUGAAUAAUGUAACAGUUCUAUUUUCUUUGAAUUUUUGUUUUGUGUUAAUUCCUUUUUCUACAAAGUUACAUUUUAUUUGAUUUCAUCUUUCUAUUUUAGCAUGAGAAUUUCCCGUUUUAACUCUUACGUUCACUAAUUUCCUUAAAAGCAAAACGAUACUAAUAUGUAUAAAACCCACCAUAUAUGUGGCCAUCAAGACUACUUUGAAUAUACCUUUUUCUCACGUUAUCGAUCCUUUCCAAAAAAAACCACCGUACCUCACCACCAGAGCUCCGACAUGACCACCAGAGACUGCAGCUCUCACCACAGCGACGCUUCCCGUCGCCGUAAAAUGAUCCGCCGUUGUGGCUGCCCAAUAUUCAUCUUAUUCGUAAUGCUCAUCAUAUUUUUAAUAGCCUUUGCAAUCCUUAAGCCGUCGAAGCCACGAUUCAUCCUCCAAGACGCCACCGUCUUCUCCUUCAACGUCUCCGGCAAUCCACCGAACCUCCUCACCUCCAACUUCCAAAUAACUCUGAAUUCUCGUAACCCAAACGGCAAGAUUGGAAUCUACUACGACCGUCUCGACGCCUACGCUUCUUACCAGAGCCAACAGAUCACUUACGCAACGUCGAUUCCGGCGACCUAUCAAAGACACCAAGAAGUCAACGUUUGGUCUCCUUUCGUCGGUGGAAAGUCUGUCCCCGUCGCUCCGUACAACGCUUUGUCUCUUGAUCAGGAACAGACACGUGGUGCAAUCAAGUUAGUGGUUCACAUUGACGGUCGAGUUCGUUUUAAAGUUGGGGAUUACACCACUGGGACACGUCAUCUCUACGUUAGGUGUCCGGCGUAUAUCAACUCUGGGAAUAGUGCCGCCGGAGUUAGCGUUGGAAAUAGCGCCGUUAAGUAUACGCUCACCUCCACUUGCAGUGUUAGUGUCUGAAAAGGCGACGACUUAAACGGUGACGGAGAUAUCAGGCCACCGAUUUUUCUUUAUUAUUAAGUACUAUUAAAUAUUUCUAAUAAUUUCAUAGAAGUUAGUUUUUUUUUUUAAUUACGUACUAUUAAUUUCAUAGAGGUUAAGUUUUUUUUAUAGCAAGAAUUUACAAUCGGUUGCCUUAUUGUUAUGACAAGCUGUGAAGAAUGGAAACGGAAUUCAAUACUAUAGUUUUAUAUACUUCAAUUGGUGGAACUAUUGAUGGUGAUAUUUUUUUUUGGUUAAAAGAUCGAUGAUUAAAUUGAUAAAUGCAUCUUCUCUUGUUUCAUCGACUUUGAAGUCUUUGAUUUCGAGGGGAUCCAGUGUGACGACAAGUGAGUUAUUAAUUAAAAAUUAUAGUGAAACUUUUAGUCGGGAAGAUAACGACUCGUUCAUCUUACCUGUUUUAAUUAUUUGAUUUUUGUUGGGUUUUUCUUAAGCAGAAAUCAAGACCAAUUUCAUAUUACUUUUACCCCACACUAAAUGAAAACCUAAUGUAAUGUUUAUUUUCUCUUUUGUGCACUGCACCUAACCUUAAGUACACUCAAAGGAAAUUCUUAGUAGUAGUAGUAUGUUGAUUCGUUUUACCUCA
Messenger RNA from Eutrema salsugineum, 1629 nucleotides. Its product is annotated as NDR1/HIN1-like protein 1. The record is from RefSeq and is a predicted model, not a curated record. The transcript has a single exon. Bases 249 to 1004 code for a protein of 251 amino acids. NCBI's taxonomy places the organism in Eukaryota, Viridiplantae, Streptophyta, Magnoliopsida, Brassicales, Brassicaceae. Gene Ontology annotation, biological process: defense response to other organism.